Helianthus annuus (common sunflower) is the source of this 1038-nucleotide messenger RNA. RefSeq names its product peptidyl-prolyl cis-trans isomerase CYP21-1. Gene Ontology annotation, molecular function: peptidyl-prolyl cis-trans isomerase activity. The transcript has 7 exons. The record is from RefSeq and is a predicted model, not a curated record. Gene Ontology annotation, biological process: protein folding; protein peptidyl-prolyl isomerization. Gene Ontology annotation, cellular component: intracellular membrane-bounded organelle. Bases 195 to 884 code for a protein of 229 amino acids. NCBI's taxonomy places the organism in Eukaryota, Viridiplantae, Streptophyta, Magnoliopsida, Asterales, Asteraceae.
CCCUACGUACAACAAUCUUCCUUCCGCUAUCCACCCGUCUUUAUCGCAGAGACGGUUAGUCAAUAGUCAAACAAACACCUGCAAUCUCCAGUGGAUACAUGACAAAGAAAUCAAUCAUUUUCACGUUGAUCAUCUAAACAAAAGUUUUGUCCGCCUAGGGUUUUGGCCGAAUGUAUGAGAAAUAAGAAUCAGAAAUGGCUCGAGAGAAGUCGAAUCUUGUACGGCCGCGAUUCCUGAUCUUCUUCCUAAUUGGUUCACUUCUUAUCUUCAUUGUCUUCUCCUCCUUCUUUCACCAGGAGGAAGAGGCAGUGGAAGAGGUAUACGACGUUACACAUAGAGUAUACCUGGAUGUGGAUGUUGAUAAGCAACAUAUAGGAAGAAUUGUUAUCGGAUUGUAUGGUGAUGUUGUGCCAAAAACUGUUGAAAAUUUCCGAGCUCUAUGCACAGGGGAAUUGGGAAAAUGUGCUAGUGGUAAACCGCUACACUAUAAAGGAACACCAUUCCAUCGGAUCAUUGUCGGCUUCAUGAUUCAAGGAGGAGAUAUUGUCUACCGUGACGGGCGUGGAAAUGAAUCCAUAUACGGUGGCACAUUUCGUGAUGAGAAUUUUAAAAUCAAACAGUCACAUGCAGGUAUGGUGGCUAUGGUGAAUACGGGACCAGAUUCCAAUGGCUCACAAUUCUUUAUCUCCACAGUUAAGGCCUAUUGGUUGGAUGGGGAACAUGUUGUGUUUGGUGAAGUGAUUGAAGGGAUGGAUAAUGUGUGGGCGAUAGAAGGAAUGGCGGGCACUUACAGUGGCAAACCUCGUAAAAAGGUGAUCAUUACUGAUUCCGGUGAAAUCCCAAGAAGCGAAUGGAAUGUCGUCGACACCACUAGUGAAUCAUGACAGUUGGUUGCACAAAAAAAGUAGCUAGAGUUUUGGGUUUUACUUUUUAGAUAGCUUGAUCAGUAUCAUCUCUUUUUGACCUCUGUUACUGAUACAUCUCCAUUUGAAGUAAAUAAGGGUUGAAUAAUAAUUAUAUUUUAGGUUGCUCUCUCCA